Molecule: messenger RNA, 891 nt
Organism: Glarea lozoyensis ATCC 20868
Lineage: Eukaryota; Fungi; Ascomycota; Leotiomycetes; Helotiales; Helotiaceae
Exons: 2
Coding region: 1-891 (296 amino acids)
Biological process (GO): maturation of SSU-rRNA from tricistronic rRNA transcript (SSU-rRNA, 5.8S rRNA, LSU-rRNA)
Cellular component (GO): 90S preribosome; nucleolus
Source: RefSeq, a predicted model, not a curated record
AUGUCUAGCACGAAACGAAAGGCAAUUGACACUAGUCUAGAGAGACGGGUCAGAGCUAGGCGAGAAGAAUCCGUAGAUAUUGAAGAUAUAACGUCGAGUUCAGAAGCUUCAGGCGAGGAUCGCAACGAGGAAACUUCCGCAAGUGAUGAGGAUGGAGGAGUCGAGUCCGACGCAUCUUCCGAGCCCGAGCCUUUAGAAGCAGCAUCAAUCUCCUUCGGCGCCCUAGCAAAAGCAUCCGCAACCCUUACCAACCCCAAAUCCAAAAAGAAAAAGACCACAGACCCACAAGAGCCGACCGAUACCUGGACAAACGCCGAAUCCCUCGAACGAAAAGCCGGCCGACAAGAUCAUCGAGACUUCAAUCGUUCAUCAAAACAUGCGCCUACAGAAAUAUCCUCCAAAAAGGCUGUCUCGAGAAGGCGGGAGGUGGUUCCAGUACCGAAACGAGAAUUUAGAGAUCCGAGAUUUGACUCGGUGACAGGAUAUGUAGAUGAAGCGAAAGUGCGGAAAGCAUAUGGAUUUUUAGACGAAUAUCGAGAGGCUGAAAUGAAAGAACUAAAGGAGAAGAUCAGGCAGUCAAAAGAUGAGGAUGAGAAAGAGCGGUUGAAGCGUACAUUAGAGAGUAUGGAAAGUCGCAAGAAAGCGCAAGCGCGGAAGGAUAAGGCAGCGGAGGUUCUGGAUCGGCAUAGAAAGGAAGAGAAAGAACUUGUGAAGCAGGGCAAGAAGCCGUUUUAUCUGAAGAAGGGAGAGCAGAAGAAGAGGGUCUUGGUUGAGCAGUAUGCGGGCUUGAAGGGUAAACAAUUGGAUCAUGUUAUGGAAAGAAGGAGGAAGAAGGUGGAAGGGAAGGAGAAGAAGAAGAUGCCGUGGUCAAGAAGGGAGACUGGAACGUAG